AAAGAAAAGAAAAAAAACACAAGAAAUAGAGGAAGGAGGAGAGGAAAUGAGCGGUUGUCCAAUCAAGUAAAAAGAAGCUGGCAGCGGGUCAACAAAAAGGAUUAUGACAAGGGAAGAGGGAUAGCUGGAAGGAGCACAUGGCUUGGCUGCAACCAACGAAAAAGAUAAGAUAUGCAGCGGACAACCACAACAAAAAAUCACUCUUCAGUUGCGGGUAGCAGGCCGCAAGGAAGCUUAGCGGCAAGAACCGGGGGAAAGAAAAUUGCCGACGGUCUAGGAGAAAGAAGAAUGUAACGACAGCUGAUCUAUGUUCAUCAUGUAUUACUUUUAAGGUUUUGUGUUAAUUUCUUCCUUCGAUUCACGGUUAAACAAGCUCUCUAUUUUUAUAAUUGGAUUAUUUUUAAAUUCGAAUUCGUUUCAGUUGUUCUUGAAUUGCUAUUAUUUCGAACUUGUAAUUGAAUUAUCUCCAUGUAUUACUUUAGCUCCUCCGUUAAUGGUAGUUUGAUAAUUAUGUUAGGCUAAACCUCCAUGGGGUUUGGAUUUGGAUAGAAUUUAGGUUAAUGGGUGUUCUUGAAUAUCGAGUUGAAUUUGGGAAAAUUCUCUAAUUUUUAGGAUUAGUUGUUUGAGAUAAAUUUAAAUGAGUAAUUUGUGAAAUUGAUCACUUCACUUGUGAAUGUUUGGAAAAUUAAUUCUUGCUUGUCUAUGAGUGUAGAAUUAAUUUAGCUCACAUCUCACACACCUCACACUAAGCCUAAAAAUAGGACAUGUUAGGGAAUUAAAAUUAAAUUCUUGUCUAUGAGAAUUAAUGUUAUUCUUAGAUUGGAGAAAAUACCCAAAUUUAUUUAUAAUCAAAGACACCCAAGAUCCUUAAUUCCAAAUCUAAACCCCACUUUUAAUCAGUUAAUUUAUUGCUACUAGUCACAUUAAAUUUACCUUUUAGUAUUUUAUUUUUGAAACUUUACUCAUCCACGUGCUUGCUAGUUUAAUAUUUUAAUCAUUUUUUUUCUCUCUCAAGUUAUUUUGCAUGUUCACUAGUUUUAGUUUACUCAUUAAUGUCAUUUAAUUAAAUUCUCCGUUAGUACUUUUGUUGUUUAAUUUUAUUUGUUUAAUCAUUAUCACAAAUAAUCGUUUGAGAAAGCUUGCAAUGACUUGUACUAACCUGUGACCGAUAUUGAAACCAACACUUCCCUCCGCCAUUCCUCAGAGACACGAUACUCGGGGGAAAACCGAAAGAUUAGACUCCGUUUUACUACAACGCCGCGUAAGCGGUAAUCAAGAGGGGAGAAGCUGGUGUGGAAAACCAAGGUGCAAAUGUGAAGAAAAGUCGAAAAAGAAAAAUUACGUUGAUGAAAGAGGGACUGUCAUCACUUCAAUGUAGGUCAUACGUAAUGUCAUCGUGAGAGCAAUGAUACAAUUUACUGAGCAACAAAAGAAUGAAGUUGAAAAGUUUGGGUUUGGAAGCUUGUUAAGUUUGAAUAUACCUGAGAUGCCGUCCAAGCUGGCCUAUUGGGUGGUGAGAUCUUUUGACCCGAAGAACUGCAAGUUGACAGGAUGCGAUGACAUUUUACAGGUGAAGGGGGAGGAUGUGCAGCUGGUUCUCGGGUUUCCCAGAGGUAGUAAAUCAAUUGUGAAGAAGAAUAUGUUAGCAAAGUGUGCAGUGUUACACGAGUGGAGAGCGUUGUUUCCGAAGAAUGAGAAUCAAAUUACUCCUACGGAAGUCUGCAAAGCAAUGUUAGAGUGCACUCAAGGUGGGAUUUGGUUCAUAAGACAUUUUUUAUUGCUCCUCAUAUCUGUGGUAAUAGAUAGCUAUCAGAAUGGCUAUGUGAACCACCAAAUUUUAAACAAUUUGGAGACUAUUGAAGGAAUUAAGGAAUUGAACUGGUGCGAAUAUGUGAUGUCCACUCUAAUUGAAAAUAGAAAAGCAUGGGAGAAUAAAAAGUUCAGAAUCUUCAUCGGGCUGAUCCUGAUUUUGAUGGUAAGAUGCAAUGCAUUAAAACAAAAAUAAAUAUGUACUAACAUUCCCAAAUUUUCCCAAAAUUGCAGGUGUUUUAUGUGGGCAGGGUGGUGCUUUACAAGAGGACAUCACCAAGGACAGUUCUGGCAGUAAUAUGGUGGACAACAACUCUGUUGAGGGGAAGAGAAACAUGGGAUGAGGGGUGCAUAUUCUGCAAGGAUCUGAAGGAGUAGAAUUUUUGAUAUAUAUAUAUAUAUAGUAUGAUUAUGAAUCUUUUGAAUGCAUUUUGAAACAUAUUAAGUGAUUUUGUGAGAUAUUUGAUAGGAUUUGAUUUCGAAAUUGGAGGCAAAAAGUGACAUGCUAGCCUCAAUAAAGAUUGGCAUGGUCAUUUUGAUUGAAGAAGCCCCAAAUGAUGUUCGAGGGAAAGUAAGAGUGGAGAAGAUUUUGGAAGCAACAAAUAUACCCAUUGGAUUAGCACAAACACAAGAUGAGGGGCAAAGUGAGACGCCGAGACACCUAAGUGAAGAUAUGAACGCGGAUGAAGUGUUCUGGUCUGAUCAGAACAAUUUAGAUGCAUUAGUUGAAGCUGAAAAUGAUGGUUUCAAAAAGACUCAUUCUAAAUGUGUGCUUGAAAGCAUUCCCAGUUCCAGCUUAUGAUUUACGCAGCCUGAACUAGAGCAAGAUGAGGGGAGGUUGAUCAUAACUCAGGUGCACAAGAGCAAUGAGCAGGUACACUUACAGGCUAAACUUAUAGGUUAAUGACAUACAGUGGAUUAAUUAUGUACAUUAGUAUUGGUUAAAGUGUGUGCAUUUAUUAGUGUGCAUAUAGUUGAUUAAUAACAUACAUUAUCAUUUGUGAUAGGUUAAUGGAGGUGAAGCAGGUACAUUAUGACCCCUUCUUAGUGUGUGAAGAAUUGUAAUACUCACUGUACUGGUUUUUUUUACAAAUUUUCAAUGCGCAGUUGCACAAUGACACAAUUGAUGAUAAAAACUGAAGAAAUCACAAAGCAUCAAUUGCUCUAAAACCGCCUUUCAUUAGUAGGACAGUGGACCCAAAUGUAGCAUGGACGGUGGUUGAGAAGGCAGUCGCUGCAUGGAUAGUAUUCUCUGCAAAUGGGGAUGCAUAAGUUUAAACUAAUUCUUAAUUUGUACAAGUGACGUUGAUUUGGUGACAUGUGAAACACUCAUGUAUUGAAAAUAAUAUUUGAAAAUUAAUGCAAAUUUGAACAAUAAGUGCAGUGAGGAGGUUGUUUUUAAAUUCAAGGACUUUUGUGUGGCAAGAUCAAAUUUCAGAUGCAUGAAAGGGAGUGGACAUAUUGAGAGUAUCGUUUUAAGGACUUGGGCCACCGUACUUAAUAGAAGGGAAGAAGAGAGGAGUGCGGAUUCACCAUGCAGGCUGUUCACAAAGCCGUUUCCUUGUGUGAGUUCCCUGAUUUUUUUUCAAAACCUUCAACUUAAAGUUUUUCUAACUGUGUAUAUUGUUUUACAAAAACAGCUUUACAAAUCAGAUGCAAUGAAAAUGAAACAAGAGGAAAGGUUUUUACUAUUUGGAGAUGGCAUAGAAGAGGUUAUGAACACAAUGAAAGUUUUUGUUAAUAUAAGUGACAUUGACUUGGUUAGUUUGUUUUUAUGACAUGUGUGUUAGUAUUGCUUCAUGGAAUAGUAUGUGGUGAUUAGACGUUUGUUGUGCAGACAUUUGUCCCAAUAGUGCAGUUGAAUCACAUGUACGUGAUUUGUUUGAAUCUGAAAAACAAAAAAAUGAUAUACUAGAUAGCUCGUCUGCACAAGGAGCAUUACAGGAGAGAUAUGGGCGCAUGCUUGAAGUGAUAAGAGAUAUGCUCCUGAAAUACGUGAAAUAUGAACCAUUAGAGGCAAAGGCUGCAAUGAUGGCAAAUGUGAAACCACAAAGAAUGUUAAUGAAAUGGUUCGGAGGGACGCGAAAAACACCGACGACUUCGGAAUUUACUGCAUGGCCUUUACCCGGUCGGGUAUGAAGUGAAAAACAAAGUUGCUAACAAAAUGCAUUAAUAUCCAGUCGGGUAUGAUAUGAUUUCGAAGCAAAAUACGUGUGGAAGAACACAACAUCGUGGGAAAAAGAUUUGACAAAUACCCGGUCGGGUAUCUAUAAUACUCGGUCGGGUAUCUCAAAUACCCGGUCGGGUAUCUCAAAUACUCGGUCAGGUAUCUGGCAUUGUUGAUGCUAAACACCUAUAAGUAGCACCAUUUUCCUUCACUUUUAAUCAUCCCUUCUUCCAUAUACUUAAGCUCAACUUAGAAUAGUAUUUUCUUUAUAUUUUUCUAGUAUGUUUAGUCUCCAAAUGAGGAGCUAAACUCUUCCAUCUUGGUUUUGCUACAUUGAAGCUUAAUGACUUGUAAGUUGUGAGUUAUUUUCUUUAAUUAUCUUUCUUGAAUAUUAAUUACAUUCCUAUUCUUACUUC
Cuscuta europaea is the source of this 4392-nucleotide messenger RNA. Lineage: Eukaryota; Viridiplantae; Streptophyta; Magnoliopsida; Solanales; Convolvulaceae. The record is from the annotation of a GenBank genome assembly.